Molecule: messenger RNA, 2360 nt
Organism: Mugil cephalus (flathead mullet)
Lineage: Eukaryota; Metazoa; Chordata; Actinopteri; Mugiliformes; Mugilidae
Product: E3 ubiquitin-protein ligase TRIM21-like
Exons: 2
Coding region: 1-1599 (532 amino acids)
Biological process (GO): protein ubiquitination
Molecular function (GO): zinc ion binding; ubiquitin-protein transferase activity; protein binding
Source: RefSeq, a predicted model, not a curated record
AUGUCUGCUGCCACAUGUCUGAAAUCUGAAGAUCACUUUCUGUGCUCCAUCUGUCUGGAUGUGUUCACUGAUCCAGUCACUACAUCAUGUGGACACAACUUCUGCAAACACUGCAUCACUCAACACUGGGAUACCACUGAUCUAUGUAAGUGUCCCCUGUGUAAAGAGAUGUUCUACAAUAGACCUCAGCUGAAGAUCAACACUUUCAUCAAUGAGAUUGUUGCUGAGUUCAGACAUGAAGCUCAACAGAAAGCCAGCAGCAGCAGCUCAGAACAACAAGCUGCCAAACCAGGAGAAGUUCCCUGUGACGUCUGCACUGGAACCAAACUGAAGGCCCUGAAGUCCUGCCUGGUGUGUCUGCUCUCCUACUGUGACUCUCACCUGGAGCCUCAUCUGACAAUGUCACGUCUGAAAAGACAUCAGCUGAUCCACCCCGUGGACAACCUGGAAGACAGGAUGUGUAGGAAACACGAUAAACCUCUGGAGCUGUUCUGUAAGACCGACCAGACAUGUGUCUGCCUGCUUUGCCCUGUUUUAGACCACAAGACACAUGAUGUUGUUCCUCUGAAAAAAGAAUAUGAAGGAAAGAAGGCAGAGCUGGGGAAGACAGAAGAUCAAAUUCAGCAGAUGAUCCAGAAGAGACGACUGAAGAUUGAGGAGAUGAAAGAGUCAGUGAAGAUGAGUAAAGAUGCUGCAGACAGAGAGAAAGCAGAAGGUGUUCAGGUCUUCACUGCUCUGAAGGAGUCUGUUGAGAGAGGCCUGGAGCAGCUCAUAAAGGAGAUCGAAGACAAACAGAAAACAACAGAGAAACAGGCUGAAGGUUUCAUCAAAGAUAUGGAACAGGAAGUCUCUGAGCUGAUGAAGAGGAGCUCUGAGCUUCUCCUCCCGACAGCUGCUCCACCCACCAAGGAUUGGACAGAGGUCAGCGUCAGUCCACCAUCAUAUGAGGGGACUGUGGUGAGAGCUGUGACUCAGCUGGAGGAGAAACUCAGUAAAGACAUGAAAAAGCUUCUUUCUGAGGCUGAACUGAAGAGGGUCCAGCAGUAUGCAGUGGAUGUGACUCUAGAUCCUGUUACAGCACAUCCUAGACUCAUCCUGUCUGAUGAUGGAAAACAAGUGACUCAUCGUGACGUGAAGAAGGAACUUCCAGACAACCCAGAUAGAUUUUCUACAUGUGUAAAUGUUUUAGGAAAGAAGAGUUUCUCUUCAGGUAGAUUUUACUUUCAGGUUCAGGUUAAAGGAAAGAUUGACUGGGAUCUAGGAGUGGCUAGAAAGUCAAUCAAUAGGAAGGGAAACAUCACUCUGAGUCCUAAGAAUGGUUUCUGGACUAUAUGGUUGAGAAAUGGAAAUGAAUACAAAGCUAAUGCUAGUCCUCCAGUGCGUCUGUCUCUUGGUUCUCGUCCUGAAAAGGUGGGGGUGUUUGUGGAUUAUGAGGAGGGUCUGGUCUCCUUUCAUGAUGUAGAUACUGCAGCUCUUAUCUACUCCUUUACUGGCUGCUCCUUCAAUGACAAACUUUAUCCAUACAUCAGUCCCUGUAAUAACAGUGGUGGUAAAAACUCUGCACCUCUCAUCAUCUGUCCUGUCAAUCAAACUGUCUGAUCCAUUUAAUGAUGAAGCUUUGAGGUCAAUGAAUGAACUUAUUGAUCUUCACUCUUUAUUCACACUCUGUACAUAUAUGCUUUAAUACUACAAUACUGGUACAGCUGAGAACGCAAGAUGACAGUACAGUUACGGGGAAGUGAGGCGCCUGAAACGUUGUAUGACCAUCGUAGUCGACUUUCACCAAAUCCUUGGCAGAGGGGCGAAGAUCCAGCAGUGUUUGGCGGUCGUACACAAGCAAUGAGCUGACAGUAGAGAUAACAAUUGACACAAAGAGCACAAACAUAAACAACAUUUCCAGCAAGAGACGACGGGCCACACACACACUGGCGCCAUCUUCAAUCCACCAGAAGUCAUAGGUUCAAUGUCUUCAUGUUAAGAAGUAACAGAAUAAUGUCCAGGAUAGUUGAAUCAAAUUUGUCACUCACUACAGGUUUACCAAAAAAGGUGAGGAAAGCCUGUGUAGAUUUUCACUGUCCUGGCAUCAUCGUGUUAACAUGCUUCAAUAAGAACUACUACCCCAGUCACUAGUGAGGAAAUAUUUAAUUAUCCAGAUAAUAUCCAGAUUAUAAUUGUGAUUGGGAUGUUUAGUCGACUCCGUUCAGGUCUCAAAUUCCAGAAUCAUCCCCAAACAGCUCUGUAUUUACGAUGAUGUUGAUCUUAUUACUUUCAUACAGCUCUGAGGAAAGUCUGAUUGAAAAGAACAGUUUCAAGAAAAAAGUUUGUAAUGAAAAGGGACAAUGAUGUGAUUAUGUUAUGUU